This is a messenger RNA of Strongyloides ratti, 915 nucleotides long. RefSeq lists its product as hypothetical. The transcript is spliced from 4 exons. Bases 1 to 915 code for a protein of 304 amino acids. The record is from RefSeq and is a predicted model, not a curated record. Lineage: Eukaryota; Metazoa; Nematoda; Chromadorea; Rhabditida; Strongyloididae.
AUGAGCUCGCUUUUGACCGCUUUUAUUAUAUCAUAUUUUUUUAUUACAUCAAUAAGAAUUGAUGGUGCUCAGGAGGUAGAGAAAUCUAUAGUUAUUGUUCCUGUUGGUCAGGAUCCAAAUACCUCAAAAAUUAAAGUAGUUAUUCCUGUUCAGAAGGAUGGUACAACAAAUCCAUUACCUUGUGUAUUAGAUGAUGGUGUUCAUGAGAAUGGUCAAACAUUUACUAAAGCAAAUUUUCAUUAUAAAUGUGUCAAUGGUGUUUCAACUGUUAUAGCUUGUAUCUCUGAUGACAAAGCUGUUAUUCAAAUUGGAAGAACUUUUAUUAAGAAUGGAAUUAAACAUAAAUGUAUAAAUAAUGGAGAUACUGUUACUUAUGAAUAUAAAAGUACAUGUUAUAGUAAUGGAGUUAAUUAUAAUACUGGUGAUACAUGGAGAAAUGGUACAUUUCAAAUGCGUUGUGAGGAUGAUAGAAUUUCUAUAAGUGGUUGUUAUACACGAAAUGAAGUACCAGAAACAUUAUUACAAGUUGGUGAAACAAGAAAAAUUGGAUCAAAAAAAUUUUCAUGUGUUAAAGAAGGUUCCGGUAAAAUAAGAUAUUCCUCCCAAACAAUUGGUUGUGACAGAGAUGGGGUAAUUUUUAAUGAAGGUGAAGUUUUUCAAAAUCAACAAAUUAAAUAUCGAUGUAAUGCUGAUGGAACUAGUACAGCUUUAGGAUGUGUUGAUUCUGAAUCAAAAGUUUUUGUAGAAGUUGGUAAAGAUAUAAUGAUAAAUGAUGUUAUUUAUCGUUGCUAUAGAAACGGAAAGACUACUUUUUUCCAAAGAUUUCAUUGUCAAGGAAAGUCAUUUGAAGAUUGUUUAAAUUCUGCAACAAAAGCAGGUAGAAGAAAAAGAACUGUAGCAAUAAAUGACGUAUAA